ACCAAGGUUACACAGAUGGUGCCCUUUCUUCAUGCUGUGCUCGUUGUAAUUAAGUUGCUGCAGGUUCAUCUUGUUUCUUGUGUUAGAGAGGUGCGGCUUCUUCGAAGACAGACAAAAACAUCCCUGGAAGUUUCUCUGCUGGAAAAAUAUCCCUGUUCCAAGUUUAUAAUUGCCAUAGGAAAUAAUGCAGUAGGAGUCUGGGAGGAAGUUGGAUGUGCUAAACUCUGGAACGAGUGGUGUAGAACAUCGGACUCUGUGCACGGGCUGUCCCCCACCGAGGCUUACUGUGUGUUUUACCGUCUCAAAUCAAACCCUGCGGUUUUCCUCUGUCAGUGCAGUUGUUACGUCGCUGAAGAUCAGCAGUAUCAGUGGCUGGAAAAGGUUUUUGGCUCUUGCCCAAAGAAGAACGUGCAGGUAACCGUGCUCACGUGUCGACACACCACCGACUAUAAAAGCUCCGAACCCGCUGGCAGCCUGCCUUCUCCUUUCCUGAAAGCCCUGAAAACACAGAACUUCAAAGACCCGGUGUGUUGCUCCCUGCUGGAACAGCCGAAUUUCGUGCACGACCUUCCCGCCGCAGUGCUGAGCUACUGUCAGGUGUGGCAGCUCCCCGCGAUCCUCUACCUGUGCUACACGGAUGUGAUGAAGCUGGACCUCCUGACGGUGGAAGCCUUCAAGCCCGUGCUCUCUUCCCGGAGCCUGAAAGGGCUGGCCAAGAACAUUCCCCAGAGCACAGAGACUCUGAAGAAGCUGACGGCGGCAAACGAGGUUCAGAGUAACAUUUAUACGUGAGCCUGGGUGUCUCGUGUCUGCCAGCACCCAUCCCACGAAGGGGCGCAGUGAGCACUGCUUUGGGGUUUCUCAGGGGCUGUACUGUGGUGUGAUAAGACAGAAUAAACUUGAAACAGUGAAUUCAUCUCGUUCC
Messenger RNA from Fukomys damarensis (Damara mole-rat), 925 nucleotides. It is a transcript of the gene Psmg1, whose product is annotated as proteasome assembly chaperone 1. Gene Ontology annotation, molecular function: proteasome binding. The transcript is spliced from 6 exons. Gene Ontology annotation, cellular component: endoplasmic reticulum. The record is from RefSeq and is a predicted model, not a curated record. Lineage: Eukaryota; Metazoa; Chordata; Mammalia; Rodentia; Bathyergidae. Gene Ontology annotation, biological process: proteasome core complex assembly. Bases 16 to 792 code for a protein of 258 amino acids.